Messenger RNA from Astyanax mexicanus (Mexican tetra), 2068 nucleotides. RefSeq names its product solute carrier family 45 member 3. Gene Ontology annotation, biological process: transmembrane transport. Gene Ontology annotation, molecular function: sucrose:proton symporter activity. Bases 249 to 1925 code for a protein of 558 amino acids. Gene Ontology annotation, cellular component: membrane. The record is from RefSeq and is a predicted model, not a curated record. The transcript is spliced from 5 exons. NCBI's taxonomy places the organism in Eukaryota, Metazoa, Chordata, Actinopteri, Characiformes, Acestrorhamphidae.
CUUGCCAUUCAGUUUGAGCGUGCAGUCAGAUGAGGAUAGGUACUGGAGUCAUCACAGGAGAACACACAUCACACACCAUCCACCCAAUCAGACAGAGGAGCCUGUAAUAUAUAUGAGGCAGGAUAGAGGAAACAUGGAGGAGGAUGAACUGCAGUCCUUCAGUCAGAGUAUUCUCCUGUGGUGAAACCGAAGAAUCGUAUUAGGUCACGGAUGAGAGAAGCAGAAGUGGAAGAGUUGAGGUUUUGGAAAUGCGUAGAAAGCUCUCUGACCUGUUCCUGGUCAAUGUGCUGACAUGUGGGCUGGAGAUUUGCAUGGCAACCGGAACCAUCUACAUCCCUCCCAUGCUGCUGGAGGCUGGAGUGGAGGAGCGCUUCAUGACCAUGGUGCUGGGUGUGGGGCCAGUACUCGGGCUACUAUUCGUCCCACCUCUCGGCGCAGCGAGCGACGGCUGGAGCAGUCGUUAUGGACGCCGGCGUCCGUUCAUCUGGGCCUUGUGCGUUGGUGUGAUGCUUGGACUUGUGGUCAUCCCCCACACUGCCCAGAUCGCUGCUCUUUUCUCUAAACAGCACUACCAGUGGCUGGAGGUUGCACUGCUGGUUGCAGCCAUCUGCCUGAUGCAGUUCUGCGGGCAGGCCUGCUUCACCCCUCUAGAGGCCCUGGUGUCCGACCUCUACCCUGGAGAAGGGGAGAGCCACAGGGCCUUCUCCGUUUACUCCCUGAUGCUCAGCCUGGGCGGCUGCGUGGGCUACCUGCUGCCUGCUGUGGACUGGAGCUCCCUGGGUGCCACUGCCUACCUGGGAGGGCAGGAGGCCUUCAUUUAUACUCUCCUUAUCGUUAUUUUCCUCAUCUGCCUGAUGACCACAGCCUUCAUCACGGAGGAACAGACAGCAGGACUUGGAGGAAGUGGACUGGAAGCUUCUAGAAAGGCUCCAACCUUGUGGAACUCCUGCUCGUGGCCUCGUGGAGUGUUCUCGGCGAGUCAUUUCCUGCAGCGGACCCUGGCCAGCCUCCUGUCGGUGGUACUGAGGCUGUAUUCGCUGUGCAGGAGCAUGCCCAGGGUCAUCGGCAGGCUGUUCGUGGCUGAGCUGUGCAGCUGGAUGGCUCUCAUGACGUUUGUGCUGUUUUAUACUGACUUUGUUGGCGAGGGCUUGUACGGUGGGGUACCCAGUGCCAAGCCAGGGUCUAUGGAGAGGCUGCUCUAUGAGGAAGGUGUGCGGAUGGCCAGUCUAGGCCUGUUCCUGCAGUGUGUGGCAUCGGUGGGCUUCUCUCUGCUGAUGGAGCGGAUGGUGGCGUGUGUAGGGGCGCGGUGGCUGUACCUGAGCAGCGUGGCACUGCUAGCGUUCACUACAGCAGUGAUGACUGUGUCUCAUAACGUUGUUCUGGUCACCACGAUGGCCGCCGCAACAGGAUUCACCUUCUGCACCCUGCAGGUCCUGCCUUACACACUCACCUGCCUCUACCACUCCGACAAGCAGGUGUUCUUCUCAAGCAAUGAAGCCAAGCUCCCAUCCAGCACGGACGAGCUGGAAAAGAUGAAGUCCGCUCAUACGCAGUCCUCCACCAAACACAGAGGCACUAAUGGGUUUACCAAUGGACACUUGUUGGUAAAUGUUGGCCAGCCUUAUAGCAAACCUUCCCCAAACAAACCUGCUGUUUCAGCAUCGCUUAAUCUCCACGUAUCUCUGCCCGUGGAUCCCCCCAUCGCAUCCCCCCCUUCACCCAGGGGCAUGUGUCUGGACAUAGCCAUACUGGACAGUGCCUAUCUGCUGUCGCAGGUGGUGCCUUCUCUUUUCAUGGGUUCCAUAGUGCAGCUUUUCCACAGUGUGACCGCCUACAUGGCCUGCGCUUCUGUCCUCAGCCUGCUGGCUGUGUACUUCUCAAGCAAGGUCGUGUUUGACAGGAAGGACAUGGAGAUGCUGAAGUGAGAAGUGAUUCUACGAUUGUACUUAAAAAAAAAAAAGUAGUAAAAGGUACAGUACCAGUCAAAAUUUGGACUCACCUUAUUUAAUUUAAAAAAAAUUUCCUACAUUGUAAUUGAAUACUGAAGUCAUCCAGAUUAUAUAUAUAU